Clunio marinus is the source of this 801-nucleotide messenger RNA. The record is from the annotation of a GenBank genome assembly. Lineage: Eukaryota; Metazoa; Arthropoda; Insecta; Diptera; Chironomidae.
GUAUACCGGUGACUCAUUAUCAUUCGAGAAAUCGCGUUACGCUUCUCCAACAAAUUUUCAUUUAAAGUCAGUGAAAUAAUCAAAUCCUAUUCUUAAACAUGGCUAGCGGAGUAGAAGUUGCUGAUAAUUGCAAAAUUGUUUUCGAAGAAAUUAAAAAAGACAAGAAGCAUCGUUAUGUGAUCUUUAACAUUCGCGAUGAAAAGCAAAUUGAUGCAGAAGUGAUUGGCGAGCGCGAUGCCGAAUACGACCAAUUCUUGGAGGAUUUGCAAAAGGGCGGCACCGGUGAAUGUCGCUAUGGCUUGUUUGACUUCGAGUACAUGCAUCAGCAUCAAGGUACUACGGAAUCAUCAAAAAAGCAAAAACUCUUCCUUCUCUUGUGGUGCCCAGACACAGCCAAAAUUAAGAUGAAGAUGCUUUACGCAAGCUCGUUCGAUGCUCUCAAAAAGUCACUGGUCGGUGUCCAGAAAUACAUUCAAGCAUCAGACUUGUCGGAAGCUUCAAAGGAGUCUGUCGAAGAGAAACUCCGCGCAACUGACCGCGUCUAAGUCCCAACCUUUCCAAAACUUCCUUUCAGCAAACUGCAAAGCAUUUCAAGUAACAAGUUUAACCCCCAAUAAGAGAUCAUUAAUCAGUAUCAUCAGCUUCCGGAAUGCCAAUCACAUUCUGCUGAAUGUUGAGACGUUCACCCGCGAAAGCAUCAAUGAAAAACAUUCUUAAAUUCUCUUUCUUAUCUUAGACUCUUUUGUAUUUAAUCCAAAAAAUUUCCAUAAAUAAAAUAAUCGAUUUGAGAUAACUAAUGAA